This is a messenger RNA of Trichoderma harzianum CBS 226.95, 1062 nucleotides long. RefSeq lists its product as hypothetical. The record is from RefSeq and is a predicted model, not a curated record. The annotation marks the transcript as partial. Gene Ontology annotation, biological process: regulation of transcription by RNA polymerase II. The transcript is spliced from 2 exons. Lineage: Eukaryota; Fungi; Ascomycota; Sordariomycetes; Hypocreales; Hypocreaceae. Gene Ontology annotation, molecular function: transcription coregulator activity. Gene Ontology annotation, cellular component: nucleus.
AUCUCGUGUCCUGGGGCCAGCUUUUCUUCGGCUUCUUCUAACUCAUCUUCUCCGUACGAGGUCUUCACACCCAUUUCUCGUCGUUCCACGCCUAACGAUCUCAGACUGGAGUUUGACGGCUACCAGUCAUAUAGCAGCCAAGGGGACCUCACACCGCCUACCAUCAUGCCUAAGUACAUGUUUGGUCCCGUGAAAGCGGAGCAUGACCGUAUGUCUUUCUCUUCCACUGACGGAACUCUUCCCCCUUCGACUCCUCUGAGAAAAAUGAGCGACAUCAUGCCCUACGACCACAUCCUCGACAUGAACAACAUGGCCUCACACUCAAUCGGUUCCAUCACCCCUUCCGGGCCAGUGGUCUACACUGAAGCACCUCUACAGCCCGCUCCCUACAUCAUGGCACCUACACACAGCAUCUCUCCCUCAGAGAUGACAGACAGUGUACCUUCGUGGCCGUGCAACAAUGACAGCCCAAUCUCUUUCUUCAGGCAAAAGGUGCAGUCACCACAUGAUGAAGCUAUGGACCUUCAUCGAUACUCCCAAUCCCCCAUGGGAAGAUAUUAUCUUCAUGGACAGCCAGUGUCUCCCAACAGGGUAUCAGGUGCGCGGACACCAGUGCACGCUCUGGUUCGUACCCGCAUGAAGACAGCAGCCCUUGAGCGCCAGAUGGGUGUUCCAAGAAAGGUGCCCGAGAAGCAGUCUCACGACAACUCAUAUGAUGUUGUACGCAAGGCCAUGUGCAAGUGUGAUUAUCCCAACUGCCAAAAGGCAUUCAGAAGGAACGAGCAUCUCAAGCGUCACAAGCAAACAUUCCAUGGAGAAGGUCCCAACCGAUUCUCCUGUGAGUUUUGUGGAAAGGACCAGUUCAACCGUCAAGAUAACCUCAACAACCACCGCAAACUACACGCUCGUCCAAACAGCCGCAACCGUGGGGUUGAGUUUAUCCCUGCCGCGGUGCCUGUCAUUGAGCAAGAGGAGCGAAGCCGCAAGAGGCGAGCACCUCCCAAGUCAAGACUCGCCGCAAAUGGGGCGCCAGCGGGCGAGAAGCGUGGCAGCCCCUACUGA